This is a messenger RNA of Linepithema humile (Argentine ant), 14724 nucleotides long. The record is from RefSeq and is a predicted model, not a curated record. Lineage: Eukaryota; Metazoa; Arthropoda; Insecta; Hymenoptera; Formicidae.
AUGGACGAAGGUGAUAAUGAAAAAGAAAAUGAACAGAAAAGUGCGGAUAAAGACGAGAAAGAGACCCACAUAGAUUAUCGAAUAAGAUGGAUUCGCGAUAGAAUUUUGAAGUUUCUCGGACUGACAAACCAGGAACAUCUUUUUGACGAACUUAUUAACAAAAUCUUGUUGGUAUAUAAUUUCGAUAUACGGCAAUUGCCUGUGACUUCAGGUCAGCGCGCAAAAAUAACAGCGUUAACAGCAUUCACUUCAAAGAGCAGAACGCAGAGAUUAAAGAGCGCUUCUGAGAAACUCGAGGAUGACAAGAAAAAAGACAAAAAAGCAAAGAAAACUAAGAAAGGCAAAGCCAAAGAUAAAGUGGAUAUCAGUCCAUCUGAUACCAGCGUGAGCACAAGCACACUGCAUGGUCCAGAAUCAAGUGAGGAGGAAGAAGAAGAAGUCGAAGAUGACGAAGGUGGCGAGGAUGGCAGUGGCGAUUUUUCUACUUACUCUAAAAAAAAGGGAGAGACGAAAACCGCGCCUACCGAUAGUUCCGAUUUUGUCCCGCCGCCUGGAGAAGAGGAUAAAUAUGUCCUCACCAAGAAAAUGGUGGAGAAAGUUCGCAAGGUGCCGAAGCUUCACAUGAUAUGCGGUCAGAUAGACAGCAGCAGAACCGACCUACAAGAUGUCACGUUCUUCUAUUUUAUGCGCACGAGCGACGAAGGUAUACCUUCCUUCGAUACAUACGAAGAGUGCCUCGGUGAGAUCACGGGUUACGUGGUGGUCGGCUCGCUAGGCCAUAGAUUCCUGCCGUCUUUGGACAGAAUACUGAUCGACGUAUUUAAACCAUUGGUGGAAAAUCAAUUCAGAGGGCCCGAAUUUUCCGAAUUACGGAAGAAAACGGAUGAUGACAUAGAUGCAGCGAGUAUCGAGAGGGCAACACCUACGUCAACGGGUGUCGAAUCUCAGAAUUCAAGACUGAAAAAACCAUCCGCUUUCCGAAAAGGAAAGCUCGAAAACGACGAAGAAGGCAUUACAACUCCCAAGAGCAUUUUACAAGAUGAGGAUUCAACAAGUAGAAGACCAAAAUCAAGUAGAAAAUCUGCAGAAUCAAAAUCCAGCAGGUCGUCUAGUUCGAGGGAGAUGAGACAACAACCAAUAAUCGAACAAAGCAAGAAGGAUAUUUUAUAUUAUCUUGACAAUCUGAUCGAGAGCGUAACAUGGACGUUGGAACAUAUCGAAGGCGAUAUCUUAUUGACGAUGCCGCAAAUUCCAGAGUUAAACGAUCCUGCGAUAACAGACGAAAUGCUAAUAAAAAAUAAAGAUAUUGUCGAACAAAUGGAACAAGUAGUCAUGUCGUGGGAGAAACAUAUACAAAAGGUGUUAGAGUCGUACGCGCAUAAAGUGAUGCCGGAAAAAGGACCACUAGCUGAAUAUCAGUACUGGCAGAAAUGUGAGAUUGGAUUAACAAUGUUGGUUGAACAAUUAAAAAUGCCCGAUGUUAAGAGGAUACUCGGUCUUUUAGAACAGAUAUUUUCGCCAAUCGCUACAAGCUUUCAGUAUUUCCAGACGGAACUUUGGAAGCACUACGUUGAAGCCAGAGAUAACAAUAAAUUCAUUCAAACGCUGUUAAGAUACUUUAAGUUGAUUGCCGAAUCGGAUUCAUUCAAAUCUAUAGCGGAGUGUAUACCUUCGUUGAUGGAAGGACUGCGAAUGCUCUGGGUGUUAUCGAGUUACUAUUGCCACGAGGAGAAAAUGUUGAUGUUGAUGGACCGAAUAUCGUGGGAUCUUUGCCAAAACGUUAGAAGAAAUCUAGCAAUCGUGCUAUUGUUCAAGAAGCCACUAGAAGUGAUUUUAGACAAAACAAACGCAGCCAGCGCGAUGCUGAAACAAUGGAAGCAAUCGUACUUGAAAACCAGACUGGACAUUGAAUCAUCGGGAAAGGGAACACGCUGGGAAUUUGAUCAGAAACAUCUCUUUCAAGAAACAGAGUAUAUUGCCGAGGUGUGCAGCGAUCUGCACAAGGUCGCCGACGUACUUCAAGACUUUUACAACAUCUUCGGCUCCGAUUUGAAGUCCAUCAUAAACGAUCCGGCGCAGAUCGACGCCGUGGUGAAGCGCGUAGACGCGCUAGUGGUGCCGAUUGAAGAGGCCGACUUUGACAUCUUUAACGUGUUUAACAAGGAGAACUGGGAGGCCAUGACCACGUGGUUCUACGAGGAGGUGUCGUAUCUGGAGGACCAAGCAAAGUUCUACAUUGACGAGUGCUUCACGGUGUUGAUCAGCGCUGAGGACGCGCUGGAGAUGCUGCUAAAGUUCAAGAAUAUCAAAACUCGCAUGGCCAUCCAGCGGUUGCUGCUCCGCAAGUUCGACUUGAUCAUGCAACAGUUUAGCAAGGAGAUCAGCAUGGUGGAAUAUACAUUUAACCGUGGCAAACGCUCGCCGCCGUUGCUGACGUAUCAUCCGCCGAUGGCGGGCGCGAUCUUCUGGGUGAGACAGCUGUUCCAUCGACUUCGCAGGCCGGUGCUGAUCUUCCAGGAAGUGCGCGAGUUAAAGCACAGCGAACUGAAGCUGCUCGCGUUCAGCCAGUAUUUCGAUAUCGCGAAGCAGCUGAAGGAAUUCGAGGAAGCAAAGUACAGCAUGUGGCUCGAUAAAGCGCUGCUGACGGUGACUGCCACCAUGAAGAAGAGCGUGCUGAGGAUGGUGCGCGUCGAACGCGACACACCGGCUACUUUGACCUUCCCGGACGAAGAACAAAUCGCGAAGGACCUUCAGCUGACUCAUCUGCCGCAAAAAAUGAAAAUCAAAGACGCGACCUCCGUCUUAUCGAGUCCGCGAGAAUCUCUAAUGAGACAUGACAUUAUAAUAUCAAAGCCCAGCGUGGAGAUUGAAAGUUUCGGUGACGAAAGUUCCAGGAUCGUUUCGCAAUCGCGCUUGGAAGCAAAACCUGAUAGAUUUUCGCUAAGAGAAUACAAAACUUCCACCGUGUCUUCCGACAAGCACGACACCCGCGCGAAGAUCACUUGGACGGAGUUCAUGAGCGGCGCCAUCUUACUGGAGUGUCAACUGCGCUUUCAGUUGAAUUUCGACUGGGAGAUCUUCGAGGUCAUUCGAGAGGCGGAAUUAAUGGAGCAGCUCGGCUUCGAGCUGCCAGACGCUAUCAGAGACGUCGGUGUUCAGAAGUUUCGAUUGCGAUCGGACAUCGACACCACUGAAAAAAUGGUUAAUCAGUACAACAGUAUCUUGAAUACGUUCGACAAAGCUGAUAUACAACUGUUGAAGCAGACUCUGCUGGAUGUCGAGAAAUAUAUUCAACCCGGAGUAACACGAUUCAACUGGAAUUCAUUGAGCAUCUCAGAUUAUGCAGCGGAUUGUCACAAAAUGCUGAAGAAUCUAAACUCUAUCGUCGAACAAGUUAAUCAAAUGAAAAAGGAGCUCGACAAUCGAAUAAAGUCUGAGCUGCAAUCAUAUAAUCUGUUUUCCACGAAGAAGGAAGUUGCCGAGUCGGAAGUUCUCUUGCCAUGCAAGACAUAUUUUCAGGAGCUAAAAAAUCGAAGGACCGAGCAGGUAUUAUCGAUGUCAAAAGCUUAUCAGUCGAUCAGUCCGAUGCUAGUGAAGCUGGAAAGCUUAGUACUGAGUACUGCAACUGGGAAAAGCCCAGCCAUGCAACUUUUGUACGAAAAAUACGAGAAGAAAAUUUUCGCCGCCUUUAUAAUAUGCAUGGUAAGAAAUAUGGAAGUUUUCAACAAAAUGUUAAAUGAUACUAAGCCAAUAUUCCAAGUAGAAGCGAUAUUAAUAUCGUCCGAAGUAGUAUUACGUCCAUCGCCCACCGAGAUCUAUAGCAUCAUUUGUCACGACGUGCGAGAUCUACUGGAAAGGCUUAAAGAAUUUUCCAGAUGGAUGAAUGGAACUUGCUUGGAAUGUAAACCGCAGAAAAAAGAGUUUUCGGAGGACUUAAUUCCUUUUAGUUUCUUCGAGGACGUGCUAGGCAUCCGAGUAGUUAACGAGCUCGUGAGAAUAGUUCACGACACAGCGCACAAAAUCUCGACGGAUUGCUGGCGAUACUUGCAUAGAUGGAAGAAGUACAGCAAUUUGUGGUCAUUCGAUAAACAACUGGUUUGUGAGAAAUUUGCGGCGACGAAGCCCACACUUUUACAAUAUGAUGAAAAGUUCACGUUUUACGAAAACAUUCUGGAGGAACUAGAAGAUAUGAUGCCUUAUUUCGACAUAUACAGUGUACGGCUCAAUCUGGAGCCGCUUUUGUCAGGCAUCGAACGUCAGGCAAAGGAAUGGAAGCAGGUUUUAGGAAAUUACCUUCUAUCCGACACCGUGCAAGCUAUGAGCGAGCUGAAAAGUCAAAUCGAGAUCUAUCGUCGCGAGACCGAGCUGGUGGUCACCGGAUUGGAUCGCUUCACGUCGAUCAUGCAAGCGAUCACCGACGUGAAAAACAUGGCGAUCCAAGCUGAAGUGCAAUUCCUCUCUUAUCAAGAAUGUUUUCAAAUUAUGCGCACUCACGCGAUCGAGUUUUCCCCGUCGAACGAAGCGAUGGCGUACAAGUUACAACACGAUUGGGAAUCUUUGUAUCUCGGAGCGCUCUACAGAUCUUCGACCUUGGAAAGCACCACCGACCGAUUCCGCGAGAUGACUAAACAUCACAUAGAACAGUUCCUAGACGAAAUUGCGAAGUUUGCCGAAGAUUUCGAGGCGCAUGGUCCCGGAAGCACCGGAGAGAAUUUGGAGCUCGGACUAAAAAAGAUGGAAAAAUAUGGCAAACUAAUCGACAAGCACGAGGAAAAACUCUCGAACCUGAUAAAAUCCGAAAUUCUGUUUAAUCUACCGUCCACCGAUUACUCGAUUUUCCUCAAGAUCAAAACGGAAUACAAGGACAUGGAGAUACUAUACGAUCUUUACAAGAAGCAGAUGAAGGCGCGAGAUGGCUGGGCGAAGACUCUGUGGGUGAACUUGAAUCCCCAACAGCUCAUCGACGGCAUGGAUCACUUUAUGAGGGAAUUCCGACGGCUGCCGAAAUCCAUCAAAAGCAUGAACGUCGGUCACGCCUUGAGCGCCAAUAUGAAAAGCUUCAAGGACUCGGUGCCGCUCUUCAUCGAGCUGAAGAACGAGGCGAUGCGCGAGAGACACUGGCAACAAUUGAUGAAACAGACCGGACAGUACUUUGAUAUGGAUCCGGACAGAUUUACCUUAGAAAAUAUGUUCGCUAUGGAACUAGGAAAGUAUCAAGACAUCGCGCGAGAUAUCGUGACGAAUGCGGUGAAGGAGCUCGCGAUAGAAAGAGGGCUGAAGGAAUUAGCGGAAAUAUGGAACUCUAUGGAAUUCAACGUAAUGAAACAUUACAAAGGUACGCAAGAUCGUGGCUUUAUUCUUGGACCACUUGACGAAUUGAAUGCGAUACUCGAAGACAACAUGUUGACCGUACACAGUAUGGCGGCCUCGCAAUUUAUCGGACCGUUCCUCAACGUCGUUCAGAAAUGGGAGCAAACGAUGCACACGAUCUCGGAAGUUUUGGAGGUGUGGGUGGAUCUUCAGCGAAAGUGGCUAUACCUCGAGGGCAUUUUCGCAAGUGGCGAUAUUCGCCUUCAGUUAGUAGACGAAACGAAGAAAUUUGAUGAUAUCGACAAAGCCUUCAGGAAAAUCAUGACCGACACGUCGAAGAGACUCAAUGUCUUAGAAUGUUGCACGAUUCAUGGCCGAAAAGAGGAAUUUGAAAGCAUGAUAGCGGCUCUCGACAAGUGCCAAAAAUCCUUGACGGAAUAUUUGCGUACUAAACGCGCCAUAUUCCCAAGAUUCAACUUCAUCAGCGACGACGAACUGUUGAGCAUUCUCGGCAGUGGCGAGCCCACCGUCAUCCAGGAACACAUAGGGAAAAUGUUCGACAAUCUCGAUAAAUUCAAACUAACGUCAAACCCAGAUAGAUUGGCGGCAACAGCUCUGAUAUCUUGCGAAAGAGAGAUUAUGGAAUUUAGGAGUCCCAUAAUUACGGAGGAUAACAUCGAAAUAUGGAUGGGUCUCGCUCUCGAGGAAAUGAAAAGAUCUAAUCGAUACCUGACGAAAAAAGCGAUCUACAAUUACGGCAAGGUGCGAAGACCGAGAACAGAGUGGAUACUCGAAUUCCAAGGAAUGAUGGUCCUUGUGGCCAACCAGAUAUGGUGGACCGCAGAAGUCGAGGAUGUAUUCGAUAAGAUAUCUCAAGGAAACAAACGCGCGAUGAAGGAGCAUUUACAACAACUCAACAAUCAAUUGGACGAAGUAGUGAUGCUGAUGGGUAAUGAUACGCUUACAAACAAUGAUAGGAAGAAGAUUGAUAUGAUUCUAACCAUCGACGUGCAUAUCCGCGACAUUAUCGAGGCCUUUGUUAGAGAUAGUAUUACGGAGCCUACAGAAUUUGCAUGGGAGAGCCAAUUAAGAUUUUACUGGGUGCAUGAUCUGGAUAAUGUAUGGAUGAACCAAUGCACAGGCAGUUUCGAAUAUGGCUAUGAAUACAUGGGCCUUAAUGGCAGAUUGGUUAUUACGCCUUUAACGGACAGAAUAUAUCUCACUAUCACGCAAGCCUUAUCGAUGCACUUAGGCGGUCCUGCUGGAACCGGAAAGACUGAGACAGUCAAGGAUUUAGCGAAAGCUCUGGGACUCUUAUGCAUCGUCACCAACUGCGGAGAAGGAAUGGAUUACAUCGCGAUCGGGAAGAUUCUGGGUGGUCUCGCUCAAUGCGGAGCCUGGGGUUGUUUCGACGAGUUUAAUCGCAUCGACAGUUCCGUUCUUUCUGUUAUCUCGACCCAGUUGCAAACUAUACGUUCGGCAUUGCAAAUUAAGACCCAGAGAUUCACGUUUGAAGGUCAAGAUAUCGUGUUGGAUCCGAAAGUGGGGAUCUUUAUCACGAUGAAUCCGGGAUAUGCCGGUCGUACGGAACUUCCGGAAUCCGUCAAGGCCUUCUUCAGGCCGGUGGUCUGCGUAGUGCCGGACAACGAACUGAUCUGCCAGAUCAAGCUCUUCAGUGCCGGUUUUCUGACAGCGAAACUGCUCGCCAAGAAGAUGACGGUUCUCUACAAGCUGGCGAGCGAGCAGCUGAGCAAACAAACGCAUUACGACUUUGGUUUGAGAGCUCUCAAGGCCGUGCUUAACAUGGCCGGGCAACUGAAGAGGACUUCCGGUGAUUUGCCCGAAAAUGUCGUGCUGAUGAGAGCUCUGAGAGACAUGAACUCACCUAAGUUUAUAUACGACGAUGUACCACUCUUCCUAAGUCUAAUCAGGGAUCUCUUUCCCGACUUGGAUUGUCCCCGAGUGCGCUAUCCAGACUUCAACGAAGCGAUUGAAGUGGUAUUGGAACAACACGGCUAUAUUGUUUUACCUGAGCAAGUUGACAAAAUCGUACAGUUAUACGAAGUCAUGAUGACUAGACAUUCGACGAUGGUCAUUGGACCUACCGGCGGCGGUAAAACGGUAGUCAUUGAAACAUUGUGCAAAGCACAGACGCACCUUAAUAAGCCCACGAAACUGUACAUUCUAAAUCCCAAGGCUUGCACUGUCAUCGAAUUGUACGGAACAUUGGAACCUACGACACGCGAUUGGACAGAUGGCCUUUUGAGUAGCAUCUUCCGCGAAAUUAAUCGACCAUUGGAUUCCGAUAAGGACGAACGCAAAUAUAUACUUUUCGACGGUGACGUUGAUGCAUUGUGGAUCGAAAAUAUGAACUCGGUUAUGGAUGACAAUAAAUUACUAACUCUGGCUAAUCAGGAGAGAAUCAAAAUGCAGAAUCAUUGUAGCUUGCUCUUCGAGGUAGGCGAUUUGCAAUACGCCUCGCCUGCUACAGUAUCAAGAGCAGGUAUGGUUUAUGUAGACCCGAAGAACUUGGGCUACCAACCGUACAUGGACAAGUGGAUACGAGUCAAGAACAAAGUCGAUCAAGAUUUUCUUCGCGGAAUGUGCGAGAAGUACGUGCACGGCUCACUUAAGCUCAUUACCGAAGGAACGUUCGGCCUUCAGGCAGUCGAGCCGCUUCGAUUGAUUAUACCGCAAACUGAACUCAAUAUGGUAACUCAAUUCUGCUACAUGUUCGACGGUCUAUUGUCAUGGUUAGAAGAUGAAUCGAAUAAGAAAUCUGCAGAAGUCAAUCAAGGAGAAGAAAACAAUUUGUUGAAGCCAACAAUGACGAAAGAAGAACUCUGGGAAGCGAUGUACAUUCAAACGUGCUAUUGGUCCUUUGGCGCGUCUAUCGUGAAUGACGCCCGUCCCAAAUUUGACGAGUACAUAAAAAAGAUAUGUGGACUUAAGCAAAUGCAAGAUACACCCACCAAGCGGGCAACUAUUAAACAUAUACCCGUAUCGUUCGCAACCAUGUACGAUUAUGUACUGGAUGUUAAGAAAAAAGUUUGGAUGGCGUGGCAAUGGCUGGUACCGGUAUACGUUCACGAUAGACAGAAAAGCUUCUCAGACAUCCUAGUACAAACGAUCGACACCCUACGAACCACAUGGUUCGUGAAUCUAAUGAACAAUCUGCAAAGACCGGUAUUAUUGGUCGGAGAAACUGGCACGUCAAAGACGGCAAUUAUUCAAGAAUUUCUAAGAAACUUGAAUCCUGAAAAAUAUGAACAACUUCUAAUGAAUUUCUCCUCGAGAACCACCUCGAUGGACGUGCAAAGAAAUAUCGAAUCGGCAGUGGAUAAAAGGACGAGGGAAAUAUUUGGACCACCACCAGGGAAAAAAUUAAUAAUCUUCAUCGACGAUAUGAACAUGCCAAUUGUCGACACUUACGGAACUCAACAACCCAUCGCGCUGCUUAAACUGCUAUUCCAAAGAGGCGGCUUUUAUGAUCGCGAACGCGAUCUAAAUUGGAAGUAUAUGAAAGACAUUUAUUAUUUAGCAGCCAUGGGAGAACCCGGUGGCGGCAGAAACGAAGUUGACCCGCGAUUUAUCUCAAUGUUCUCAGUUUACAACGUGACCUUCCCGUCGAGCGAGACUCUCAAUUACAUUUACACAAGCAUCCUGUCGGGCCAUUUGCAAACAUUUUCCGAGGAAGUUCAAUCUAUUGCGAGCGGACUCGUUCAACUGACGUUGGAACUUUACGAGACAGUCAGGAAAGAGUUGCUGCCGACACCGUCCAAAUUUCACUAUAUCUUUAACAUGCGAGAUCUUUCAAGGAUCAUGGCUGGACUCCUGCAGAGUCAUCCUAAUUCCUUUUCAGGCGUAAAACAUUUCGUUAAACUUUGGAGAAAUGAAGUCACCAGAAUCAUAUGCGAUCGUCUCAUUAGCACACAAGACGAGAAUUUAGUCAUUAAUCAGAUGAAAGAGAAGAUACAGACUUAUUGGAAGGCAGAUCCUGAAGUGAUUUCGUAUAGCUUGAAAGACCCGAUGCUCUACGGUGAUUUCAGAAAUGCUUUCAGUGAAGAUGAGCCCAGAUUUUAUGAGGAUUUGCUAGAUUACGAAGCGGUUUACAGCUUAUUCCUCGAGAUUUUCGAAGAAUAUAAUGAAAGAACUAUGACCAAGCUGCACAUGGUUCUCUUCAACGACAUGCUCGAGCACCUCACCAGAGUGCAUCGUGCACUUCGGAUGGACCGCGGCAAUGUGCUGGUCGUCGGUACAGGUGGCAGCGGUAAGAAGUCGGCGAUAAAAUUAGCGUCCUUCGCCGCCGACUACCGGCUUUUCCAAAUCGUCCUGAGUCGUGGAUACAACGAGGCGUCCUUCCGCGAGGACAUAAAGAGCCUAUACAAUAUGGUCGGCGUGGAGAAUAAAAAAGUUGUAUUCAUGUUUACGUCUGCCGAUGUUAAGAAAGAGAGCUUCCUCGAGCUGGUGAACAAUAUGCUGAUGGCAGGCUUUGUGCCAGCUCUUUUCAACGAUGAAGAAAAAGAUGCGAUUGUCAAUUCCUGCAGAGAUACGGCGGUUAAAGCAGGCUUCGAUAUGGCAAAAAAAAGUGUCUGGUCGUACUUCGCUAAGACAUGCACCGCAAAUUUGCGGAUAGCGUUGGCGAUGAGUCCGUCGGGCGAUGCUUUGCGGACGCGAUGUCGUAAUUAUCCGGGCCUGAUUAACAAUACUACCAUAGAUUGGAUGUUUCCGUGGCCGCAGCAAGCUUUGAUGGCUGUGGCAAACGUCCAUAUCAGAAAUAAUCCGAUCGUGCCGCAGGAAUACAUGGAGGAGAUCGUGAAUCACAUGGUGUACGUACAUACGUCUGUGUUGAAAUACACGGCAGACUUUGCGACAAAGCUGAGGAGACGAAAUUACGUCACGCCAAGGCAUUUCUUGGACUUUAUCAACACUUACUUGAAACUAUUAACAGAAAAGAGGAACUUCAUAAAUUCACGUUGCGAGCGUCUUCUCGGAGGAUUGCAGAAGAUCGCGGAUGCUUCGGUGACUUUAAAAGAACUAAAUGAAAUCCUUGCUGAGCAAAAAAUCAAAGUGGCUAACCAGACACAAAACUGCGAACAACUGCUCGCAUCAAUCGGCGAGAGCACAAAUAUCGCGAUGGAAAAGAAAAAUAUAAGAGAAGAAAAGAGGAAGGAAAUUGAGGACAAGAAAAAAAUGAUCGCCAAGGAAGAAGCGGAAGCGAGGCAAGUACUAGCGGAUGCUCAACCAGCCCUCGACGCAGCCAGACACCAACUGAACGAACUCGAGAAAGCAGAUAUUACCGAGAUAAGGUCCUUCGUUACUCCACCCGAACCGGUGCAGGUUGUGUCAGAAUGCGUCGCAAUGCUGCGAGGCGUCAAAGACGUAUCCUGGAAAGGAGCGAAAGGGAUGAUGAGCGACCCGGCAUUCCUGAGAAACUUGCAGGAGAUGAACUGUGACCUAAUCACUCUAAAGCAGCAGCAAACGGUGCGGGCACAUUUGAGAAAGACGGAUAAGCUGGAUCAAAUGCAAGUUAUCAGCAAAGCGGGAUACGGCUUGUACAAAUUCGUCAUCGCCGUUCUGGAUUAUUGCACCGUUUUUAGAGAGGUGAAGCCAAAAAUGGAAAGAGUCCACACGCUCGAAGUGGAAUCCGAGAAAGCCCGCCGCGCCUUGCAGAAAGAGGAAUACGAAUUGAAGCAAUUAGAAAAAACAAUCAACGAGUUAAAUGAGAAUUAUAAUGUCGCGAUGACCGAGCGACAGAAGCUUCAGGAUGAAACAGAUUUGUUGCAGCGACGUCUUUUAGCUGCCGAUAAGCUCAUUUCUGGAUUGUCCUCCGAGAACGAACGCUGGCGGAAGGAUCUGGCAGCUCUGCACGACGACUUGGAAAAGAUUACAGGAAAUUGCUUGUUUGGAGCGGCGUUCCUCGCUUACAGCGGCCCGUUCUCUUACGAGUUCAGAAACGAAAUGUACAACGACUGGCAGAAAAGUAUUCUGGAGAAGGACCUGCCAUUGUCACAGCCUUUCAAGCUCGAAACGCAAUUGAGCAACGAUGUCGAAAUCAGCACAUGGAACUCGGAAGGACUUCCGCCGGACGAGUUUUCCGUGCAAAAUGGCAUAUUGACUAUCAAAGCGUCCAGAUUUCCGCUUUGCAUCGAUCCUCAACAACAAGCGUUGAAUUGGAUCAAGAAAAAGGAGCAAAAGAAAAACCUGAAGAUUCUCUCCUUUACGGACGCGGAUUUCUUGAAGCAAGUGGAAUUGGCGAUCAAGUACGGUUUACCGAUUCUCUUUCAAGAUGUCGACGAGGUCGAUCCUAUAUUGGAUAAUGUUUUAUCAAGAAACAUUCAGACUGUUGCGGGAAGAACUUUCGUCGUUCUUGGUGACAAGCAAGUAGAUUAUGAUCCACGCUUCCGCAUAUAUCUGACGACAAAAAUGUCCAAUCCGAUUUUAGACGCUGCCGUGUACGCCAAAGCGAUUGUUAUUAAUUACAUGGUUACGACAGUAGGCUUGGAAAAUCAACUUUUAUCGGUAGUAGUGAGAACCGAGCGACCAGACAUCGAGGAACAGCGAGAGACGCUGAUUCUAGAGAUCAGCGAGAACAAGAACCUGCUGAAGCAGCUGGAGGAUAGUCUUCUGCGCGAGAUCGCGACAGACAAAGGCAACAUGCUCGACAACAUUGAUCUGAUUGAGACUCUGGAAAAUACCAAGGCCAGUGCCAACGAGGUGAUGACUAAACUGUUCCUCGCCGAAGUCACCUCGGCCGACAUAAACAAGCUACGCGAAGGCUACCGUCCGGUGGCGAAGCGAGGCGCUAUUUUGUUCUCCGUACUGGCCGAUAUGGCUGCCGUGAACUCCAUGUAUCAAUAUUCAUUGAUCAGCUAUGUGAAAGUAUUCGUACACUCGCUAAAGAGAUCGCUGCCGGAUGCGGUGUUAGCUCAACGACUACAAAACAUUAUACCGACGCUGACGAAGAACGUUUACGAUUAUGGCUGUACUGGCAUCUUCGAGCGACACAAGUUACUCUUUUCCUUGCAAAUUUGCGUGAAGAUAGAACAAAGCGUGAACAUUGUAGGCCAAAAACAACUGGACUUUUUUAUUAAGGGCAGCAUGGCUUUAGAGAAAUCAACCAAAUCAAAUCCUACUAAGUGGCUGCCGUUAACGAGUUGGGAGGAUGUUCUUAAACUAGCGAACGACUUCUCAGACAAGUUCGAACAACUUCCAGAACAGCUAUGUGACUACGAAGACGAUUGGAAGAAGUGGUACGACUCGGAUACGCCCGAGACGGAGGAACUUCCGUGCGACUAUAGCGCGCGAUUGACGUCCUUUGAGAGGCUGAUGCUUCUACGCUGCUUCCGCGUAGAUCGCGUCUACUGCGGCAUCAUUAAUUACAUCAUCGAAAUCAUGGGCGAGCAAUACAUCACGCCGCCUCAUGUGAGCUUCGACAGGAUUUUCGAAGAAAGCACUCCUACUAUGCCUGUGGUCUUUGUCUUGAGCCCAGGCUCGGAUCCUACUUCGGAACUGAUGAAAUUAGCCGAUCGAUACGGUUGCGGCGGAGGAAAGUUUAGACACCUCUCGCUCGGUCAAAAUCAAGACAAAAUCGCGCUGAAUUUGUUGGAGACAGCGAUAGUGAGAGGACAAUGGCUAAUGCUUCAGAAUUGCCAUCUAUUGUUAUCUUUCACGAAGAACUUGGAAAAGAUUGUGGAGAAUAUAGAAAAACCUCAUCCCAACUUUCGCUUGUGGCUCACCACGGAGCCCACUCCUGAAUUUCCUAUCGGAAUACUCCAGCAAUCUCUGAAAGUUGUCACGGAGCCACCGAGCGGACUGAAACUGAAUUUGCAAAACACAUAUAUCAACAUGCGGCCGCAGCUCUUGGAAAGUUGCCCCCAUCCACUUUACAAGCACUUAAUUUACGUCCUGGCGUUUUAUCACGCGGUUAUCCAAGAGAGAAGAAAGUACGGCAAAAUUGGAUGGAAUAUAGUAUACGAUUUCAACGAGUCAGAUUUUAACGUGUGUAUUAAUAUCCUGGACACCUACUUGACAAAAGCAAUAGCAACGAAAGAGUCUGCAGUACCGUGGAACAGCCUCAAAUAUUUAAUUGGUGAAGUAAUGUACGGCGGAAGAGUGAUAGAUAGCUACGAUCGCCGCGUUUCCUACACUUACAUGGACGAAUAUUUCGGCGAUUUUCUAUUUGAUGAGUACCAACCGUUUCACUUUUACAAAGACGAUACCGUCGACUAUGUGAUACCGCCGAAAGGAGAUCGUGACAAUUAUUUGCAAUUCAUCGAGGAACUUCCGUUGGUGAACACCCCGGAGGUAUUUGGCCUACAUCCAAACGCCGAGAUUGGAUAUUUCACAGAAGCGGUUAAGAGAAUGUGGAGGCAUCUCGUAGAGCUUCAGCCACAAACCGCGGUGAGCGUUACUGGCGUGAGCAAGGACGAAAUCAUCGCUAACGUAGCGAAAGAAAUUCUGACCAAGAUACCUACACCAUACGAUAUUAAUAAAGUGAAGAGAAAUUUUGGCGUGGCCGUGACACCCACUGCGAUCGUCUUAUUUCAAGAAUUGGAGAGGUUCAAUAAAUUGAUAGAAACAAUGACGAGGACAUUGAAUCAGCUGAAAAAGGCCAUAGCCGGCGAAAUUGGAAUGGAUGUAGUGCUGGAGAAUAUAUCUGUGGCGCUUUAUAACGGUGCCCUGCCCAAAGAAUGGGCUAAAUUGGCGCCAGACACGCGAAAAAGCCUCGCCGGCUGGAUGAGCCAUUUUCAAAAGAGGAUAGACCAAUAUACUAAUUGGUCCGGCGCGAAUGAACCCGUGGUUCUUUGGAUGUCCGGAUUACACGUGCCGGAAACUUAUCUGGCAGCUCUGAUACAAAUGACUUGCCGUAAAAAGAAUUGGCCGCUCGAUCGCUCCAUUAUUUAUACGACGGUAUCGAAGUUCUCCAAGCCUGACGACGUAGAGGAAAGACCCGACGAGGGCUGCUACGUGUAUGGCUUGUAUUUGGAAGGCGCCAGAUGGGACGUCGACGAGCAUUGUUUGAAAAGGUCACAUCCGAAAGUCCUCAUGGAGGAGCUGCCGAUAUUGACAGUCAUUCCUACUGAGGCUCAUAGACAAAAGUUGCAGAACACGUGCAAAACUCCAGUAUAUACUACGUCGAGUCGGCGAAAUGCGCUUGGUGUCGGUUUAGUAUUCGAGGCGGAUUUAGCGACGCCGGAGCAUAUUUCGCAUUGGACACUUCAAGGCGUUUGUCUAGUGUUAAAUACGGAUUAAAAAUUCUCGAGAUCAACCGCUAUAUUCUUCAAUUUAUUUCAUGUAUUUCAUUAAUGUUGUAAUCAAUUGAUAUACUAGUCGUAGAAUAGAUACGAAACUAUUGAACCAUUCUCAAUAGUCAUAUUUUUAAUUACACAUUUAUGUAUAAUUCUAUGAUUU